Messenger RNA from Hyaloscypha bicolor E, 1616 nucleotides. Its product is annotated as putative allantoate permease. NCBI's taxonomy places the organism in Eukaryota, Fungi, Ascomycota, Leotiomycetes, Helotiales, Hyaloscyphaceae. The record is from RefSeq and is a predicted model, not a curated record. Gene Ontology annotation, cellular component: membrane. The coding region runs from base 243 to 1616 and encodes 457 amino acids. The transcript has 7 exons. Gene Ontology annotation, biological process: transmembrane transport. Gene Ontology annotation, molecular function: transmembrane transporter activity.
CUUGACUCCAACCACACAUUGACCGUCGCUCAAUCUUAUUUGAUUUGAUCCCCAGAAAAGAUAACGGCUCAGCUGGAUGGAGUUCUUUCGCACUUGGCAUGUUGGUUUUCUCGGUCCAGAACGCUUUCGUUAUCAUCGGGGGAAGCUGAGUGAAGCGUUCUGCCUCGAAGCUUAUCGUUGGCCAUCGGGAAGCUGCAGCUGCGAGACCACUUUCCGUGGAACUUCACUUUUGUAUAUCCCCUAUGGCGUUUCCUCUCAUUCUUUCAAUAGUUACGGCACUUCCAGCGUCCUUUGAAAACGGCUGGCCAUUAUUCGACAUCAACGAGAGGGCUCUAGUCCGGAGAAUCGACUACAGAAUCGUUCCUUUGAUGUUUUUUUGUUAUCUGAUGCAAUUCCUUGACAAGAUUUUGAUCAACUAUGCCAAUGUGAUGGGGUUAGCAAAAGAUGCACAGUUGAAAGGCAACGAACUCCUCGGGUUCAAUGUGAUCCUAUGGGGCACCACCGUUGCUUGCACUGCAGCCUGCAGUUCCUUUCGCUCACUCCUCGCCGUCCGAAUCAUCCUGGGAGUUCUAGAGGCCGUAAUCUCUCCAGCACUCGUCCUGAUCACAAGCACUUGGUACCAGCGAAAAGAAGCAUCGCCCAGAUACGGUAUCUGGUACUGCGGCUUAGGGGGUGGCCAAAUCUUCGGCGGUCUUCUCUCCUUCGCUUUCCAACACGUAACCAGUACGUCUUUCCAAGGUUGGAGGUUGAUGUUCGUCGUAGUAGGCGCAGUCAACAUUGUAGUCGGCCUCUUGGUAGUAUUCUUCCUCCCGGCAAAGCCACAAGCAGCCACCUUCCUGUCCAAUGAAGGAAAGAGCUUCGUGCUCGAUAGACUGGCUGUCAACCAAGCUGGAAUUGAGAACAGUGAUGCGAAGCCACGUCAAAUAUUCGAGGCUUUCAAGGACGCUCAGAUCUUGCUUUUGUGCUUGAUCACGAUCCUUUGCUCGCUGUCUAGUGGGGUCAUCACUACGUUCUCUGCGACUUUGAUCAAAGGCUUUGGAUACGAUGGCAAGCAAUCUGCUUUGCUGAAUAUUCCUAGCGGCGUGAUUAGUAUCUUGAGCACAAUAUUUGCGACCAUUGCUAUUGGAAGAGGGUAUGCUAGGUGGGCAUCGAUCGUUGUCCUCGUCGUUCCAGUGACCAUUGGCGGAGCCUUGAUGUCAUUCUUGAACAAGAAGAAUGAAGGAGGCCUUCUGACUGGUAUUUAUAUGAUCAACUGCACCACUGUAAUACUGGUUAUUGUCUAUUCUUGGGUCGGCUCAAAUGUCGCAGGAUACUCUAAGAAGAUCACUGCCAACGGAAUGGUUGCUGCUUCUUUCGCAAUCGCCAAUAUCAUUGGUCCGCAGACCUUCCAAGCGCACGAUGCUCCUCAGUUCCCUUCGCAGAUAUAUCCCAGCCAGAUCACAAUACUGGUUGUGGCAGCAUUUGCUGGAGUCGCCGCCCUUGCGCUUCGUAUGCUGCUCGGCGUCUGGAACAACAAGAGGGAUCAAAGCGAUGAUGGACAAGGUCUUUCAGCCAAUGAGCUGAUUUCUCUGGACCUUACGGGUUCGGAGAACAAGCACUUUAGAUAUACAUAUUGA